Molecule: messenger RNA, 795 nt
Organism: Capsicum annuum
Lineage: Eukaryota; Viridiplantae; Streptophyta; Magnoliopsida; Solanales; Solanaceae
Product: kinesin-like protein KIN-14A
Exons: 3
Coding region: 132-506 (124 amino acids)
Source: RefSeq, a predicted model, not a curated record
GGAGUCCAACAAGUGCUGCCAUCAAAAGCCAAGUUGUGAAAACAACAGAUAACAGAACAAGGAUUCCUUCUCUUCAACUACCCAAGACACCCGAGCCACUGAUAACCUCUAUAAGUGAGAACAAGGCAGGAAUGCAAAGUAACCGAACCAUUUCAUCUGAAUUCCAGAAGCCUUUGACUAGCAGUACUCAUGAAAAGGGAUCUCAAAUACGAAGAUCACUUCGGACUAUUGGGAAACUGAUUAAUGGUUCUGAUAGAAAGAACCAACAGAAAAGGACUGAAGUAGCAGCCCCAUUAUCACCUUUUAGUUGCCAAAAUGAGGAGAAGUCAUCAACGGCAUCUAAUGCAAGGACACUGAGAAGACAAUCCUUAACUGGCAUCCCACUACCAACCAUGUCGAGAAGAUCUUUACUUGGAGGAGGGAGCGUGCCGGAUUCUUGUGCAAAUGAAAAUAGAAAUUGCAAAACUCCAGGCGCGUCAGCCAAGUUAACAAAGAGGUGGCUAUGAGGAAACAACACUAAGUAGUUAACACCAAGAAGCUGAUACAUGAAAUAAAGAUUGAAAGACAUAAAUAGCUGGAAAGGGAGAUUAAAAGAAGUCAGUCCACCUCAGCAACCAGUUCAAGAAAGUAAUUAUAACUGCCAAUUAGUUAGAUAGUUUUUUUUACUGUCACUGUUCAUUCUCAAAUCAGUUAAAAGUAGUUACAAUUGUAUUCAUAGUGUAUUCCAUUUUCAGAUAAAUAGGGAAUUUGUGCAAUAAAGAAUCAUCAAUAACAAAUAUCAAUUUUUGUUCUAAA